AGUCUAGCGUGUCUCCCAACUUCCCCAUUUCCUCAGGAACGCAUUAGUCUCACACCUCGAAAAUCGCUCCGUCUUUCCUCCCCACAGGCCUCUCAGGCUGCGCCGAGCCCGCAGAAGUCACCCGCAGUCUGCAGUCCUCGAGCCGCGGCCGCCGGCUCCCCCCACGGCUUUGGGAGCAUGGUCGCGUCCGGCCGCCGACCGUGAGGCGCGUCCGCGUCGUCCUGGCAACAGCUCGGAGCGGGGGCUGCGGCCGGCCGAAUCUCGCCCCGGGAGCCGUCUGCAGUAUGAUUAUGCUGCUACUGUUUUCAUCCCAGGAAAUGACCUUUGGCUCUAACAAGAAGACUUCAUUUUUCACGAUAAAAUGGCAGUGGUGAAUACCCCAAGCAGCGAGCUAAAGAAUGCCAAAGAAUCAUUUAGUAAGGUAUCACCCCUCCUUUUGAGGAACCUAGUGGAGGAGCCCAAGAAAAGAACAGAAGUACCUAAUCACCUCCUAGAAUCAAAGGUUUAUGCAAAACUUCUGAAUAAUAAGAUCAUAGAGGCAAAACCUGGCAUAUUGCAUUUUGGAGGCUAUGAAGUAGAAAAACAGCACCAACAGGUUCUGGAUCUGGUCAAUGUUUCCGGUGAAGACAUACAUGUUCAUAUUUUACCCCCACAAACCAAGUACUUUCAGAUCCAGUAUGUGAAAAAAGAACACCGCCUGGUCCCUGGCUUGUCCCUCACAGUCACUGUUAUAUUUUCUCCAGAUGAGUGGCGCUACUAUUAUGAUUGCAUCCGUGUUCACUGUAAGGGGGAUGACACUUUGCUGAUUCCCAUCCAUGCCUACCCUGUCAUGAAUACCCUGGAUUUUCCCUCAUUUAUAAGUCUAUCAAAUGUUCUCCUGGGGGAAAGCAAGAGUUACGUUAUUCCUUUGCAAUGCAGCUGCCCUGUAGAUUUUGAGUUUCACGUGACUUUGAUUCAGGCACAUCAAGCCUUUACUAUUGAGCCAACAUCAGGAAUAAUUCCAGCUAAUGGGAAGGUGAAUGUGACUGUCAAGUUUACACCAUUUCAGUAUGGGACUGCACAGAUCAAAGUGCAGUUAUGGAUUUCCCAGUUCAACUCCCAGCCUUACGAGUGUGUGUUCACGGGGACGUGCUACCCCAGCAUGGCUUUAAAAGUAGAAGAAUUUGAAAGAUUAAAUACUCUUUCUAAGAAAGUAAACGUCCCUCCAGAAAAGACAAUGACACGUAUCAAUUUUCAGAGACUACCAGUGAAGGCAAAGCCUCAAAAGAUGAAGGAAAUUGAAUACCAGAACUUGAGAUUUCCAGUAGAUUUAUCAAAUCCAUUUGCCGUGGCAACUGUUUUAAACCAAGAACCAGGAAAACUGAAGAUCAAAGAAUUAAGAGAAGUUUUGGACCAAGGCAAUGAGAUUUCCAAAACGAGACAAAUGAAGGAAGCUCUCUUUGAACAGAAAGUCAGACAGGACACUUGUGAAGAAGUCGAAAAUCACCUUAAGUGGCAGGUGCACCUUGGUAAAGAUCCCAUAUCUUUUAAAUUAAAAAGAGAGCUUAUUGAAGAACAUCAAAGAGCAUGCACAAAAUACAAGUUAGAUCGAGGAGAUCCCAUUGAAAACGAGGAAUUUCAGCGGCUCCAGACAGAAGUUAGCCACAAACGGGUCGUUCGCAAUCUAGACGACAAAAUCGAGGAAUUUCAUCCCAGUUUUGAUCCACUCAUCAACAAUACCUGGGCCAACAGGUUCAGAGCACUAAGGCGAUUUCAGCAAGUAGCACGCAAGGUCAUGGUUCAUCGACGAUUACUCAGUAUGCUGGAUGCUGUUCGUGAAAUGGACAGAGAGGCCAUAAAGCAGCAAUUCAGUCAAGAGAAAAAAUCGCUGUUAGAAGAGAAAUCCUCCAAGUACCUCUUUCUGCCUGGGAUCAGCCAAAACGGUUAUUCUUCCCGGUUCUCUGUGACACCCAGUGAAGUGCUGCCCUUCGCCUUCCCAUCCUACAGUCCUCCUCAGGCCUUCGACGAAUUGGCACCUGACGGCCUUGGACUGGUCCCAAUUAAAUCUUCAGAAGUUCAAAUCAAGCAGUCCUAUUCGUUCCUCAAUUUGCAGGUUCCUCAACAGUACAAAAUCAUGGGGUAUAAACCCUUCUCUGUCCAGGAGUCUUCAACAAGUUACAAACCUGAAAAGCUUGCUCGAACCCUGAAACAAGGAGCUGAGGAUGAAGUCACCACCAUCAUAGUCCUUCCGAAACAGGACUCCACAACUCAGCCCUCUGGAAAGACCUCAGUCUUGAACAUGAAGCCGCCUGAAGCCUUGGCCAGAUCUCCAGAGUAUGAUCCACUUUAUAUUUUUAAUCCCAGCCCACGAUUGUUUGCUGUGAUGCACCCUCUGACCUACCCAGAAACCAUAAUAGAUUACCACCUCUGCCCUCACCCCAAGUACAAGUUCACCAGAGAGCUCCAUGAAGGCUCCAGCAUUCCUUUCACCCAAAAGCAGUUUCUCCAUCACACGGAUAUUAUUCCUGGCAUAAUGCACUGGAAGAAGUUCCAGUCACUGGUCCUGUCAUCCCUGCCCGACACUUCUAAGACGGAGACAACACGGAGCUGUGAUUCCUUCAACACAGUUAUGCUUCCUGUAGAUGUCCCUGCUGUUGUGCAUGGCUUACCAGAAGAAGACAGACUGGAAAUCAUGGAACGUGAGUUCUGUGAACAGGAUAUAGACAUUAUGUUGACUCCAGAAAUGAUUCAGGUGGAAUUCCCAAUGUUGGACCACAAAGACUCCAAGAAGGAGAAAGAGGUGAGAGAGCAAGCCCAGCUACCUGAGAAGGCGGGAGAAAAGGUGCUGGAGGAGAUGAAGAAUCUGCGGGGGAAAGCGCUCAACCCAUACCUGCUCCUGGUGUAAAGCCCACCACCAGUCACUUCCUCUCGUUCACGUUCUGUGCGACACUGCUGUCCGUUCAAGUUCCUAGAGAAAAGAAAUGUGGAUAUUACAUUUUUAAAGUAUAAUUUGUCUUUUUAAAAAUAAAAUGUCAUUAAUAUGAUGGCAACGUUUGAAGCUUCUUGGUGCAAGGCUUAGUGCCAGAACAAAAACUGCCUGAGAAAGGUGAGAGCCGCUGUGAUUAGGGGCUAGGAGCCAGUCCUGACAGCUCAUCCUGAGAGUGGUUUGGAGGUGUGGGGCCCAGGGCUGGAGGCGGGAUGGGUUUGGGGAAGAAUCCCUUCUCCCCCUUGGCUCCCUGAGCACUGCAGACUUUGGCUUUGACAGCCACUCCCAGAAAGAACAGCGUUGGCAUGUUCAUUGGCACCCCAGGUAGCUAGGCCUGUGGCAGACUGGUGAGAGGGCACUGAGACUGGGGAGACAUUGUGGGGCAGCUAGAGUUUGCAGGCUAGCUUGGGAGCCUUUGCACAU
Messenger RNA from Loxodonta africana (African savanna elephant), 3388 nucleotides. RefSeq names its product cilia and flagella associated protein 221 (gene CFAP221). The record is from RefSeq and is a predicted model, not a curated record. The transcript has 24 exons. Bases 362 to 2884 code for a protein of 840 amino acids. NCBI's taxonomy places the organism in Eukaryota, Metazoa, Chordata, Mammalia, Proboscidea, Elephantidae. Gene Ontology annotation, cellular component: 9+2 motile cilium. Gene Ontology annotation, biological process: motile cilium assembly; cilium movement.